Drosophila obscura is the source of this 1394-nucleotide messenger RNA. RefSeq names its product acyl-CoA Delta12-desaturase. Gene Ontology annotation, cellular component: endoplasmic reticulum membrane. The record is from RefSeq and is a predicted model, not a curated record. Gene Ontology annotation, molecular function: stearoyl-CoA 9-desaturase activity; iron ion binding. The coding region runs from base 119 to 1261 and encodes 380 amino acids. Lineage: Eukaryota; Metazoa; Arthropoda; Insecta; Diptera; Drosophilidae. The transcript has 5 exons. Gene Ontology annotation, biological process: unsaturated fatty acid biosynthetic process.
ACAAAGCGGUUGGAAGGAACGCUCAGAUCAAAAAACCUUUGAAAGUUCACGCUCAGAGCCUCACUUAAAAUUUAAUUAAAUAAAAGUAAAGUAAAGUGAAUAAUCCAGCAAAGGCGACAUGCCACCAAAUGCCGUAGGACUGCCGGACACGUUACCAAAGGUGCCCGUCGAUUCCGAUCUGAUAAAGGAGACAACUAUGGAGGACGAAUCAUCCAAGCAGACGGGCGUGCUGUUUGAGGCCGAUGUGGAGACAGCCGAUGGCGACCUGGCCACCGAUACUUUCCAGUUUAAAAAGGCCGAGAGCCGCCAGCUGCAGUGGGUCUGGCGUAAUAUACUUCUCUUUGCUUAUGUGCAUUUUGCCGCCUUAUAUGGCGGCUAUUUGAUGAUCACCCAGGCCAAAGCAGCCACCGUGCUAUUCUCUGCCGUCCUGUACGUUUGUGGCAUGUUGGGCAUAACGGGAGGCGCCCAUCGUCUCUGGGCCCAUCGAUCCUACAAGGCCAAGUGGCCGAUGCGCUUAAUAUUGAUCACCUUCAAUACGAUUGCCUUCCAGGACGCCGCCUAUCACUGGGCGCGCGAUCAUCGUGUUCAUCACAAGUUCUCGGAGACGGAUGCCGAUCCGCACAAUGCCACCCGUGGCUUCUUCUUUUCGCAUGUCGGCUGGCUGCUCUGCAAGAAGCAUCCCGAUGUGGUGGCCAAGGGCAAAGGCCUGGACUUGUCCGAUUUGCGUGCCGAUCGCAUUUUGAUGUUCCAAAAGAAGCACUACUACGUCUUAAUGCCAAUUGCCUGCUUCAUUCUGCCCACCGUCAUUCCCGCAUUCUGUUGGAAUGAGACGUUGUUGUGCUCCUGGUUCGUGUCUACCAUGUUCCGCUGGUGUUUCCAGCUGAAUAUGACCUGGCUGGUGAACAGUGCGGCACACAAAUUCGGUGGUCGUCCGUACGACAAGACCAUCAAUCCAUCGCAGAAUGCCACUGUUUCGGCCGUCACCUUCGGCGAGGGCUGGCACAACUAUCAUCACGUGUUCCCCUGGGAUUACAAAACGGCUGAAUGGGGAAACUAUAACCUGAACAUGACCACCGCAUUUAUUGAUAUGUUUGCCAAGAUUGGGUGGGCCUAUGAUCUGAAGUCCGUGGCACCCGACACCAUUGAAAGGCGUGUGAAGCGCACUGGCGACGGCACCCACGAGCUGUGGGGAUGGGGCGACAAGGAUCUCACCGCCGAAGAUGCCAGAGAUGUACUUUUUGUUGAUAAAAAGGCAGAGUGAAUCUCCGCCAGCACUACGAAAACUUCUAUUCCUUAAUCAUCAACAGCUAACAAUCUAAUUGGCCAUUUAUAGAUGGUGUGUGAUAAUGAGUUAUGAACGAUUAUACUAAAUAUAAUUGAUGUUGUUUAUCAAA